Messenger RNA from Zalophus californianus (California sea lion), 6798 nucleotides. Its product is annotated as ubiquitin-conjugating enzyme E2 variant 1-like. The record is from RefSeq and is a predicted model, not a curated record. The coding region runs from base 6143 to 6586 and encodes 147 amino acids. Gene Ontology annotation, cellular component: nucleus. The transcript has 2 exons. Gene Ontology annotation, biological process: protein K63-linked ubiquitination; DNA damage tolerance. NCBI's taxonomy places the organism in Eukaryota, Metazoa, Chordata, Mammalia, Carnivora, Otariidae.
CUCAGUUUCUCCAUCUCCUUUCCUCCCCCGCGGGAUGACCUGGGGGAGAGGGUCUACCCAGGCUGGGAAUUGCUGUUGGCUAGGAGGCGUGAAGGUGGCCUCGGGCGCCACCUGCUGGACUGUAAAGCUCCAGCUGGGGGUGCAAGGCCAAGGGAAGCCCCGCGCCGCCGGAGCGCAGGGUGGAUGGGCUCACACCUCUCUGCACACGUAGAGCAGGGGCGCGGAUGACAACGCACGCGCAGACGUGUGCGCGUACACUGGUCCUUGCGCGCCAGCCCGAGUGUACGCACGCUGGCAGGCGCGCACGUGCAGACGCGCGUGCACGCAAGCGGGCCGGCACGUGCAGACACGCGCGCGCACUCAGUUACACGCGCGCCGCGGAGGAGCCCUCGGAAACCAGCAGCGCGGGCACCGAAAGACCCUGUUACGCGCAGGCAGAACGUUUACAGGCGCACAGCCCUGCCCACACCUGACCAACGCAGAAAGACUCAUCCAUCCAAGGGGAAGGGGAAUGGGCAGUCGCCUCAGAAGGAGGCAGAGCUCGGGCAAACCGGCGCUCCACCCCCACCUCGGAAAGGCGCCCGAAGGUUUGCGGCCUCUGCUGAGGUGGGCGAGGGUCCGCAGAAAGCUGGGAAGCCGGCCAGGAGCCCUGAGCAGAUAAGGAUCGGCACUAGAGGGCCCCCAACACCGCCUAGGUGUGGGGAAGAAGGGGGCGGAGACGCCGCGGUGAGGCGCAAAGGCCCCGCCUCCCUCAAGGGGAAGGCGCUGUUCUGCUGGGUUUGGGAAGCGCCCCACGCCGAAGCUCCGCCCCCAUCGGUGCGGCGCUCCGGCCUCCUUUGCCGCAGCGGCUCUCUAACCUGGCUCGUACAGAGGCCCCGCCCCCGCCCUUGCGGAAGCCCAGCUUUGCCUUGCCGCAGGAGCCCCCAGUUCAUCUGCGCAAGACGUCACCCCUUUUUCUCCCGGGUGCGACCUCCUUUCCGACUUUAGCCCUGUUUCGUCCUUCAGCCCCAGGGCCGGAAGGAGCUUGCUCUGUUUAAUCAACCCCCAGGUGUUAGCGCUUCGUCCUUCCCGGAGUCGUGGGGGGCAAGAGAUGGUGCCAGGUCCGGAUAGGCCUUGAACGCUGCGGGAGCCCGGUCCACUCAGGUCACCUUGGCCUGCAAUGUGCGAGCCAUUAUUUCCGGAAGUAGGAGGCAGCUGGCAGACGUGUGUGUAGGGAGAACAAACCUGUGGGCUCAGAUUCUCCGAUUCAACGUGCAGGUGCCAGGAUUUCAGAUCCCUUUUGACUGAUUUAAGGCACUAUUUACAAACCCACUCUUCGCGGGGAUUGCAAAGUCGUGGCCCUCAUGUUAAAUUUGGCCUGUAGCGAUGUUUAAUGUGCUAGCACAAGGUUUAAAUUUUUCUAAUUUGAUUCCAGUUAGCGACAGUCCCUCUCCCUCCCUAUCCUGUUCCUCUCAUCCACUUCACUCAUUUUUAUGAACUACCUGGCUGGUAAAGAAUUUGAUUUCGCCACCUCCCCUCCCACUACCAGCACCUGAUUCACAUUUUUAGGUGCCAAAACCAGGUUGACCAUCUGGAUUGUGAGGAGGUUUAUUCCUCCUUCCUGGGUGCCAAGCCACGCACCUGGUUUUCUGCUCGGAAACUAAUGUUUUCAUCCGCCUGGGUCACUUUAAAUGCAUUCCAGGCCCAGGCCCAGACGCAUCCAGGGAAGAUGCCAGCCCUGUGUCACACGGCAGUCCUGACUCUGGGGACACGUGUGAGAAGACACAGCUCAUGGGUUCCUCCCUUAUGAAAGGAUGGAGCCAUUUCUCAAGUGCCCAGUAGGUCCCCAACAUCCAACACUUGACUCCAUUAAUUUUAUUUGAAACCGUCCUCAAGGGGUCCUUGUUAUUCUAAUACCCCAAUUGAUGGAUGAGAGAAUGGAGGCCAGAGGGGCAAAGUUACCUGCUCUAGGUCACAUUGCUGGGAAGUGGCAAAGGCGACAUUCAACCCCAACUCUGAGUCUGAAGCUCACCUCCUUUGGAAUUUUCCCAAACUUGCUCUGAGAGAGACAAAAACACCAACAAUAGGGAAAUGUGGAGGCAGCCGCAGAGCAGAAAUCAGACACUCGUGCAAUUUCAUGGGGACUGCAAGCGAGGAGGGGAGGGUUGAGCUGUGUGUGCACUUACCUAUGUGAUGCAGGUGUAUCUGCGUCCACGCGUGUACAUGGAUGUUGCCCGAGUGUGUUGUGUGAGAUUAGUCCUUCAACAAUGCCUACACCAUUCUUAGAAGUGAGGGGCUGCAGGGAACAGCCCUGACAGAGCUCACAUCCCGUGGGUCAACAAAAACUUGGAACAAGAUAAUUCGGAGUUUUGUGACAAACAUAAAACAGAGUGAUGUGAGAGAUGAUGACAAGGAGAGGGUGGUGACCAGUAUUAAAAAUUGGGGUGGUCAGGUCAGACAUCUGAGGAGGUGAGGUUGGACCUGAAACUUGAAUGAAAGGGGGGUUAGCAUGGGAAGAUCUGGGGAGAGGAACACUGCAGCUGAGGAAGGGCCCACCUUUCUGUGUCUGUGUCACAUGGCAGGUGGACCAGCAGCGAGCCUGAGCCCAGCCUGGCCUCCCCAGUCUGUGGGUGCAGCCGAAUCCUCCCUUCCUCCACCUGUGCUCUUUCUUUCACCUGGGUAGCUGCCCUCAACGCUGCCUAUUGAAAUCCUUUCCUUCUCUGAUCUUUCCCUUGUUCUCCAACAAGAAGUAAUUUCUCAUCACCCCUAUCCCGCUCAGCUGGGCACCCGAGACCCCACCCCCACCCCUGCACUGCACCCAUGUCAGUCCUCGGAGGGCCUUUGCGGGCUGGCUCAUCUGAAAAUUGCCCUCUUCCCCUGAUGAAGGGCUGAGGGCUGCCCUGGUGUUCCUCCCAUUCGCCCGUCUCCCUCCCAGUCUCCCCACCCCCACCCCUAGUAAUUUGGCUCCACAGCUUUCUCUGGAACUUUAUUUUUGUUUUCUCCCUUCCCUAUUUAUAGCUCUCUCCCCUCUCCGAACCAUUCCUGCAUCCAUCCCGUUGCCUAGAAACUGGCUCUGGGCUGAGGGUGGGGGAAGGCCAGGCCGAGCCCAGGCAGGGGGGAAGGAAGAGCUGUCACCCACUCCCCCUCUGCCAGCCUCCCCCAGGCUCCCAGAAGCCCACUCCGCCCUCUGCCCAGCAUCCGUGUGUGUUUUUUUAAAAGAUAAAACAAAAUGUAAAAAACAGCAUCUUGUGUGAAGUCCUUCAAAGCCUCUAAAGGACAUGAUGCAUGUGAUUUCACUUGUGCCUCUCAAUAGCCCACUCUGCCAGAGGCCUGGACCCAUUUUUUCAGAUGAGGAAACUGAGGCUUCAGGAAGCAAAGGCCCCACAGCUGAAGUCUUCUCAGUAGCAACUCCACAGCUUUGGUUUUGUUAGUGUCGGGAUAUUGGCAUGAAACAAUGAAAAAGAAGAUUUAACAGUAUAGAAAAAUUCCAUAAUCUAUGAGUUGCAGACGCUAAAGAGAAAAAUUUUGUCAUGAUCCUGCUGCAUACUAAGCAACCAAUAAUGGCUCUGCCAUACCCUCCACAGUGCCCCUUCCAUGCUGCUCCACCAGCACCCCCUUUUCUUUAGAGGGGGAGGGGUGGGGAGAGACUCUUAAGCAGGCUCCACACGCAGCGCAGCACCUGCUGUGGGGCUCGAUCUCACAACCCUGAGAUCAUGACCUGAACCGAAAUCAAGAGUCGGAGGCUUAACUUGACUGAGCCACCCAGGCACCCCUACCAUGCCCCUUUUGAUGCCCCAACCAUGCCUUACCAUGCCACACCCCAGUACCCCUACCAUGUUGCCACUAUACCCCACCUUGUCCAGCUGUAGCUCAUCUCUGGCCCUAAUCCAAUCCACAAAUUGGACCAGGAAUCCUGAGCUUGGUUCCUGGCUCUGUCAUUUCACCGACUGGGUGACCUUGGAUAGUUCAUGUAAACUCUCUGAGCUUCAGUUUGCUCAGCUCAAAAGUAAGGAUACUAAUUUUCACCCCAUAGCACUGAUAAGAGAAUUAAAUGAGAUACUGAUGAAAAGGUGUUUUGCAAACUGUAGAGUGCUGUAACAUGUGAGUGAUCAAUUAGAAUAGUAAAUAUUGUUACUGUUAUUAUCAGGACCAAGAGGUGGGGCAGGGCAACCAAAGUGGGCCUUGGGAUCAGAGAGGGAGCCCAUGACCUGUGUCUGGGAAGAAGGAGCUCCUUCUCUGGCAGAAUGAAGGUCAAGGUUGGGGACUGCCUGAGAGCACCUGCAGACCACUGAGGAGCAGAGGACAGCUCAGAGACCCUCUUGUGCCUGAUUCCUCUUUCUCAAGCACCCCUGUUCCCUGGCCCCAUCCCAUACUACCCCCUCUUCCUGUGCCCCCCGCCCAAGGCCCACCUCUGCCUUCAAAAUAGGCUCUCUGGGCAGAAUGGGGGAGAGGGCUGCCAAGGACUAGCUGGGUCAUGAUUCAGCCUGAGUCACCCAUCCAAAUCCCAGGGCCGCCCCCAGCUAGGCCAGGGCCUGCAGCUGCCAGUGGAAGGGGGGUGUAGAGAGGGAGGGAGGGGGCCUAUGUGGGCAGCACACUGUGCUCAUAGGUGUCUAGUCCAGGGGCUCUCAUGAAUAUCAGGGCAGUGCUGUGAGGGCCUGGGAGUGAUGCAUAUGAGGAGGUCGGGGUGGGGAUGGUCACCCCAUGGACAUCAGUUACCUGGGCUGACUGAGGAGGCAGGGUUUUCGUGUGUGUGUGUGUGUGUGUGUGUGUGUGUGUGUGUGUGUGUGUGUGUCUAUGCCUGCACAUGCAUGGGGUGUCACACGUACAUGUGACUAAAUGAAGAAGGGCUAAUAGUGUGGGCAGGAGUUUUGCUCCCAGCUUUGUCACUUUCUAGCUGUGUGACCCUGGCAAGUUACUUAACCUCUCUGAAUGUCUGUUUUCUCACUUAGGAAAUGGGAAACAUAUUAUCAAUCUCAGAUGGUUUUCCUUAAGUAUUAAAUGUAAUAAGAUGAUGAUUGUAAAACACCUAGGCAGCCAGUGAAUGGUACAGCACUACCACCACUGUCAUCAUCUAGGGUAUAGUGGAUUAUACAUUGCUGCAUGAGAAUGGAUACAUAUCUGAGUGUUUGUAUUCAGGUGAGUCUGUACAAGCCUCGGUGGGGCAGGGAUCUGGAUGAUUGUUUCUUGAAGAACUGGGUGAAUGUGUAUUGUGUGCAUGUCUCUGAAGCAAAGAUAAGAACUCUUCAGAAAGUGGGUUUAAUGGCACUGUUUGCCUUAUGAUACCACCCCUUUCUCUCCCUGCCCCCCCACACACAUCACACCUUCGGUAGAGGCCAUGAUUUGCUGCAAUUCAGCCUAGACCAGGACCAGUGUUCAGGCAAAGGAGCUAAGAAACUGUGGACGCUGUUAUAUCAGGAGUCUCAGACUUUUCUCAAAAGCCUUUAACCUCAAGCAAAGCUGGAAUGGGUGUGAAGAGGGAAUGUGUUUGAUGGAGUGGAUGUGAACAUGAGAGAGCACAAGAUGUGUGUGUGCGUGCACACACGCGUGCACAGAGGGGUGGAAUUGGGGGGCGGCUGCGUCUGCUCUGGUACAGUCUGCUCGUCUCCAUGGCGCCUGUCACCACACACGCGUGCUUUUCAGAAAGUCACUGGGAUGUUUAUUCCACCCCCAGCCUGGGUGCCAGCCAAGGAGCUGCAGGCACUUGUUUAUCUUCUGGUGCGUAAGAGUGUGUAUGGCUUCCCAGCAGCAGGGCAACCCGAGAUACAUGCACGCACACACUCACACGGGUGUGGUGACCGUGUUAGUUAUCACAGGGUGAGCCACAACCUGGGCCCGAGCAGAUUUGCUCCACAUGGGGACAGAGAUGACCCCCCAGCAGCUCCAGGGAGACACACCACCAAUUCAGCCACCCCCAAAGCUCCAGGAAAGUGUGAAAGCUAGUUGCCCAGGCUGUGGUCUUGUGCUCUGGCCCACCCCCAGAACUAAUCACUGCAUAGCGGUUGGUCAGGCCUAGGUCACUGCCCACCCCUAAAGCUGACAGGGAGGCCCAUCCUACCCCACCACAUGGACUGGAGUGGGAAGGUGGUUCCCCAAGGAAAAUGGAGGUGCUGAGGUCAAAAAAGGGUGCACAGGACUGGCCUUGCCAAAACCCUGGCGUCUAAAGAUGGCAGCCACCACGGGCUCGGGAGUAAAAGUCCCUCGCAAUUUUCGACUGUUGGAAGAACUGGAAGAAGGCCAGAAAGGAGUAGGAGAUGGCACAGUUAGCUGGGGUCUAGAAGAUGAUGAAGCCAUGACACUUAAAAGAUGGACAGGGAUGAUAAUUGGGCCUCCAAGAACAAUUUAUGAAAACCGAAUAUACAGCCUUAAAAUAGAAUGUGGACCUAAAUACCCAGAAGCACCCCCCUUUGUAAGAUUUGUAACAAAAAUUAAUAUGAAUGGAGUUAAUAGUUCUAAUGGAGUGGUGGACCCAAGAGCCAAAUCAGUGCUAGCAAAAUGGCAGAAUUCAUAUAGCAUCAAAGUUGUCCUGCAAAAGCUCCGGCACCUAAUGAUGUCUAAAGAAAACACGAAACUCCCUCAGCCGCCUGAAGGACAGUGUUACAGCAAUUAAUCAAAAAGAGAAACCACAGCCCCCCCCCCCAUUCGAUUUAAGCAGUCAUUUUCCACAGUAGUACAUUUUCUAGAUACAUCUUGUAGACCUCAAAGUACUGGAAAGGAAGCUCCCCUUCAAAGGCAAUUUAUCUUAAGAUACUGUAAACGAUACUAAUUUUUUGUCCAUUUGAAAUAUAUAAGUUGUGCUAUAACAACAACAACAAAAAAAAA